UAUAUCGGGUACGUUACCAGCCGGUUGUCAUUUGAUAGACUUGUAUCAAAAUAGAAACAUGGUUGGAGCGAAAACCUUCGUGUCGGCAUGCGCGCUGGCCGUUCUGCUUUGUGUUUCCAAUGUGGAUGCCUUCAAGUGCUAUGAUUGCAGUGGGACGGAUUGUGCGGACGAGUUCACUAAAAGUUCUAGUUUGGAAAGUUCAUUAACAACUUGCGUGGCCUGCACCAAGACAAAGACAAGCGGCGUUGUAACCAGAGACUGUUCUCUGGUUGCUAUUGGCAACGACUGCACGACGUCGGGCGAUGAUGCAUACUGUACCUGUGACAGCGAACUCUGCAACGGCUCCAACAACAUGGCUGUUUCCAUGGCAACGCUACUGGGCGCCACACUCGUCGUCUUCUUUUCUAAUAUUUAAUAAACUUAAAAUGUCAUGGCUGUUCGAAAACAUCCUAUAGCAUACAAUAAUCUUAAUACAUGCGACAACAUGUACCUUAUGUCGACCAUUAACAGAUAAGAUAAAAUUUAAUAUUAAUUUCAUAAAAUCAAAAUAAAUGCAGAUGUAUUUCAAAUAGUAUAAAGUUAAAUAUGUCCAAAUGAUUAAUUUCAAUAAUAAAUGAAUUGGUGAUAACAAUAUUGAAUGGUUCCCCAAAUCAUUGUUUGUACUGUCGUUUGCUUUAACGAUGUUCUUUUUCUCAAACUAAUUAAAAAUGUUACUAAAACAUACGGCAUGAAAUCACUAAUAUGGACCAACUGUCAGAAUCUUCUUUUCAUUACGUUGUUUCUUUUGUGUGUGUUGUAAAACAUCAAAAAAGCAAACGUAGAAGUGUGCAUAUUUAUGGCAUGUAUGAAAUAUUAAACCACAGGCAUUUAAGCAAGUACAGUUUACAGAUUGUUUAUAUUGUUACACUGAUUUAUCUUUAUAAAGCAUUCUUUUUUUAAGUAUCAGCACACGACCACUUGCACUAAAAAUAUUUCCAUUGUGUAAAUGGUUUUCAUACAGUUUAUUAUGAUUUCGCGUCUUUUAUAACUGAUUUACAGUGUUAAAAAAUGAAUCACUUUAAAAUGACAAUUUUACUAUCAAACGAAAUGAUUAGCUUCUUGUAUUAAUGAGGCAUUUAUUUAUUUUGUAUACACGAAUCACCGAUUAUAUGUACAAUUAUAUGUGUUCGUAUGAAAGCAAAUAAACAUCUUUUUUC
This is a messenger RNA of Dreissena polymorpha, 1196 nucleotides long. RefSeq lists its product as uncharacterized. The coding region runs from base 59 to 415 and encodes 118 amino acids. Lineage: Eukaryota; Metazoa; Mollusca; Bivalvia; Myida; Dreissenidae. The record is from RefSeq and is a predicted model, not a curated record. The transcript is spliced from 4 exons.